CUGUCUAUGGGCGGGAAGCACCUUUAAGUUUGUUUACCAACCGCCAUUAAAUCCUAAAAGAAGUGUUGAGCGUCUUCUCUCUCCAGUACAUUAGGAGGCGCUGCAGCUCUUUAAUCCGCUGAUAAACCAAAGAAAGAAUGAGCUGUUGAGAUGUUGAUGAUGAGAGAUGAGAUGGAUGUGAUGUGCUGUAAAUCAGUAGGAACUGAUCUGUCUAUGCUGGAUAUUGAGGAUUUCAUCACAGAAAUCUCUCAGCUGAAGAAAGAGGUGGCGUUACUGGAGACAAAGUUGAGGUUAAGAGGAGAUGAAGGACUGAAGAGAGAGGAUGUGGAUUGUUGUGAAUCUUCAGUGUAUUUGACUGAUGGACGUCUGGAUUCAGUGUGGAUGAGCAGAGAUCAGAGCCGCACACCACAGACACUGCUGGACUCUAAACUCUCUGAAGAGAAAUCCAGACACACACAGAACUCAGAGCUCAGUCUCACUUUACUCGGUUAUACUGAGUCAAAGCCCACAAACACUCAGUACACUACAGUGUGUGACAGUAAACAGAGCUUACAGGAGGAUCAAACCUCCACAGAGUCUCUGGAUUCUGUCUGUAACGCUGGAGAACAGCAACAGAUCCUGCAGACCACAAUGAAGAUGUGUUCAGUUAAACUGGAGGACUGCAAGAACCUGAUGAUGAAGAUAAAAACAGAACCCACAGCAGAUGAAUAUGAAGAUAAACAUAGUGAUGGUCAGGAGUUUAUUAUCUCAGAUGUGAAGAGUGAAUCAUGUUGUGAUGGAGAAAUAACGUCCUCAACAUCAGAAGAGCGACUGACAGCACAAACUCAAGAGAAGAAACUUCAUUCAGAAGAGCAAAGAGAGACGAAGAAGUCGUCGUUUAACUGUGAACAAUGUGGGAAGGAUUUUGAUUUCUUAUUUCAGCUGAAAAGCCACAUGAAGACACACAGUGGUGAAAAACCUUUUUACUGCAAUGAUUGUGGCAAUUACUACGGCAGCAAAAAAAGUCUUAGUUUGCAUAAGAGAAUUCACAAAGAAGAGAAACUGUACGAGUGUCCUCACUGUGAGAAGAGAUUCAACUACCAAUCCAAUAUGAAGAAACAUGUGCGUUUACACACCAAUGAGAGACCGUAUCAGUGCAGUCAAUGUGGAAAAACCUUCACACAGUCAUCCUCUUUAAAGCGACAUGAAAAAACACACUCUCAAGAGAAACUAUAUCCAUGUUCAUACUGUGAUAAAUGUUUCAGUGAUAAAUCUCAUCUGAUAAACCAUGAGAGAGUUCACACGGGAGAGAAGCCUUACGUCUGCAGUGUUUGUGGGAAGAGUUUUAAUCAGCAAAAAAAUUUAGUGAGACACCAGAGAACUCAUACAGGUAAAAAACCUUACAAAUGCUCUCAGUGUGACGAGACGUUUACUCAAUCAAGUUACUUAAAAGUCCACGAGAGGAUUCAUUCUGGAGAGAAACCUUACGUCUGCUGUCAAUGUGGAAAAAGCUUCUCUGAUCCAUCUCAUUUCAGAGUUCAUCAGAGAGUUCACACUGGAGCGAAGAAAUUUCAUCACUGUAGUGUUUGUGGAAAGAGUUUUAAUCAUCGUCAAAGUUUAUGGAGACACCAGAGAACUCAUACAGUUUAAAAACCUUACAAAUGCUCUCAGUGUGAAAAGACAUUUACUUGGUUGGAUUCCUUAAAAAGCCAUGAGAGACGUCAUUCUUCAGCUUCUCUGUUCAAUCUCAUUUCAUAGUUUAUUAAAGAGUUCACACGGGAGAGAAA
Molecule: messenger RNA, 1766 nt
Organism: Misgurnus anguillicaudatus (oriental weatherfish)
Lineage: Eukaryota; Metazoa; Chordata; Actinopteri; Cypriniformes; Cobitidae
Source: RefSeq, a predicted model, not a curated record